Molecule: messenger RNA, 1307 nt
Organism: Anolis carolinensis (green anole)
Lineage: Eukaryota; Metazoa; Chordata; Lepidosauria; Squamata; Anolidae
Product: sperm acrosome membrane-associated protein 4
Exons: 1
Coding region: 868-1242 (124 amino acids)
Biological process (GO): sperm-egg recognition
Cellular component (GO): membrane
Source: RefSeq, a predicted model, not a curated record
GAUUCUAUGAAGCCAGAGGUUGGAGCUCAUUUUAUCUCCUGGGUGGACUUACAAGGUUGGAGAUUGUCUAUCUGUAGCACGUGCUACAAAGACACAAAAACCCAGAAACAAGAACUUUGAGAAUCUGGUACACCAAAUCAACUAGCCCUUUGUAACUGGAGCCCAAGAAAACCUGGUUCUGCCAAAAGAUAUGUUCUGAAGCUUUGCGGUAUUCAGUAUCUUCCCCUGGAGGCUAGCCACAUCCAAAGGCUUUUGAAUUCUGAAUUCAUUUUUAAGAGGACUUAUAUUUCUACAACAGAAAAAUCCAAGUUUUAAAAUUUUUGUUUCUGUGAAGCCGUCUUCUUGAAGCCACUGAUUAAGCUGAAGGCCUUUCUCACUUCCAUAGUCAACUGUCCUCUGUCUCUCUGAAGAACUUAUAACUGUAGGAGAAGAUACACCUACCAAAUAUAAUAUACAUUUGAAUGAUUAAAGCUUGGACCCUACUACAGUAACAGAAGAGUUACAGGAAACCCCAGUUCACCUAUUGAAAUCUUCCUGUGAGGAAAGAGGAAAUAUAAAUCUAAUAUUUUGGAAAGUAAAGUUCUAAUAUUAAGAUUUUUUUCUGGAUCAGGAAACUGAAACCAUUUAUUUUAAUUGAAAACUAGACCUGAAAAGGGAGCUGCUGAUCUAGUUCUGAAGCCUUGGACUAUAUAUCAAUUCAAGUGAAAAGGCUGUGGAAAUUGGAAGAAAAUACCUCCUUCUCAAAUAAUAGUAAUAAUAUAUUAUCAGGUGGAGAGAAUUCUAGGUGGUUGCAAACACCUACAUGUCCAUACUAUUCCUCUGUGAUUUCAGAAGAAGAAAGAACUGGCACUUUUCCUCCACCACAUAAUGACACAUUCCUGGUGCCUAGGUCUUGUAUGCCUUCUGGUCUGUGUGUUGCCCUCCGUUUUUUCCAAGGACUGCUACUAUUGUGAUGUCAGUCCCACCACCAAAUGUCCCUCUAUCAAGAUGAGUUGUGAAGAAGAUCAAGACUGCUAUGUGGGUGAAGGAGUUGCAUUGGGAGUCCCAAUGGUUCACAACAAGGGCUGUACCCGUGCCAUCAACUGUGGGAAAGAGCAGCCUGUGACCUAUAGGGGGAUCACCUACAGCUUGGUUACCAUCUGCUGUAAUGGACAGCUGUGCAACACAGCGGAGGCCAUAGCAAAACCUUCUCUCUUUCUGCUGCUUGCCUUCACCAUCAUGCUUCUGCUGGGCUUCAUUUGAUUUAACACGAGUUACAAAACAUUUUUUUUAAAUAAAGUCUGUGGCAUUUUUCUUUAAAAGCUGAA